CAGAAUUACGAUUUCCCUAACAAUUGCGAAGACUAUAUCCAUCGUAUCGGACGAACUGGACGUGCUGGCAUGAAAGGAACAUCUUACACCUACUUCACGACCGAUAAUGCCAAGCAAGCUCGCGAACUGGUUGCUAUCCUGAAGGAAGCUAAAGCCACUGUACCUCCUCAACUCGAAGAGAUGACCAUGUUCGGUGGUGGUGGAGGUGGAGGUCGUGGUGGCCGAGGUGGAGGUGGCUAUCGCGGUGGAGGAGGUGGUGGUGGGCGCUGGGGUGGAGGUGGAGGUGGAGAUAGCGGAUAUGGUGGUCGUAAUGAUCGCUGGUGA
This is a messenger RNA of Lentinula edodes (shiitake mushroom), 324 nucleotides long. RefSeq lists its product as uncharacterized. Gene Ontology annotation, biological process: rRNA processing. The transcript is spliced from 2 exons. The record is from RefSeq and is a predicted model, not a curated record. Gene Ontology annotation, cellular component: nucleus; ribonucleoprotein complex; cytoplasm. The annotation marks the transcript as partial. Gene Ontology annotation, molecular function: RNA helicase activity; RNA binding. Lineage: Eukaryota; Fungi; Basidiomycota; Agaricomycetes; Agaricales; Omphalotaceae.